This is a messenger RNA of Lolium rigidum, 583 nucleotides long. RefSeq lists its product as uncharacterized. Lineage: Eukaryota; Viridiplantae; Streptophyta; Magnoliopsida; Poales; Poaceae. The record is from RefSeq and is a predicted model, not a curated record. The coding region runs from base 200 to 583 and encodes 127 amino acids. The transcript is spliced from 4 exons.
UUUGCGUGUGCAGCUGAAAAGCAAAUGUUUAGGUCCUUAAGCAAUAAGAAUUCUUUAUUGGCUUAGAAACUCAAUUUGUGUCAAGAGUUUACAAGGACUUUCCAUUCACAAGCACAUGUAUUGAACACUCAUUGUUGGUGUGUUUUCUUAUGAGCACUCACUGUUGGUCUUUUUUGGGGGUUUCCAUUUGAGGCUACCAAUGGUGAGGUGGAGUCAAAUUACUUGGUGGACGUGUGGUCAAGGAACCACCCCUGCUACAUUGGCGAGUGGUGGCUCCUCAGCGUUGGCCGUCAUUUGCAGUAUCUCCUUCUGUAGCUCCAGCAGCAGCAAUGACGAUGACAAGCUGGACAAGCCCAUGACAGAAGCCAUGGACGGGCUGUACGGAGAAGCUCCUCUAGAAGAGCAUGUUGUCAAUGGCAUCAACACAAGAUUCAAUUGCUGCGUAGCGCUCACACUGCAGUGGUGUCAAAGUAUGUCUGUACAAAAAGAAGCAUUUAUCAACGGCUUCACCGGCACCGAGGGUGGGAUCGUAGAGCAGCUCCUCACCUCAGUGCAAGCAAUUCUCCGGAGGAUGACGCAAUAG